AGUGCUAACGCAGCGCGGGGGAAGAAGUGCACGAGCAGAAUUGGGCGACUGAACUCACCGAACGAGUUCUCCAGUUCUUAAGCUAAAUCCAACCCGAAAUUUACCUGCUAAUUUGAUUUGAAGCGGCUCUAAUCUGUGCUUUACUUCUUCCUUUUCCCCUUUUGUUUCUCGCAUUGGCUGAUUAUAUUAUCGCCCAAAUUCCCAACACCUGAUAGAGACGAUUUCAUUUUGAACCUUUGGUUCGUUGAGUGUCUGCUAGCUACUUCAGCUAAAGUGGUUUUUUCGAGUUUUGUUGCAGAUUUUGUUCUUCUAGGGUUCAUGGCUUCGUUGUUCAAGGACCCAUCAAAGCUAUCUGUAUACCGGGAUAGAAGAUUUCAGGGAACACAAGAUGAAUUUGAACUGGCUCUUCAGACUUCAACCACCGUUUACGUGGGAAAUAUGUCCUUUUAUACAACAGAAGAGCAAGUUUAUGAGCUUUUUUCUCGAGCUGGAGAAAUUAAGAAGAUAAUCAUGGGUUUGGAUAAGAAUUCAAAAACACCUUGUGGCUUUUGUUUUGCCCUAUACUAUUCUCGGGAGGAUACCGAGGAUGCUGUAAAAUAUAUAAGUGGAACAAUUCUUGAUGAUCGGCCCAUCCGUGCGGAUUUUGAUUGGGGAUUUCAGGAUGGCAGGCAAUGGGGUCGUGGUCGAAGUGGUGGACAGGUGCGUGAUGAAUAUCGAACAGACUAUGAUCCUGGUAGAGGUGGCUAUGGAAAGUUAGUUCAGAAAGAGUUGGAAGCACAGAGGCAGCUUGUGGAUUACGGUACUGGUUCACUAGGCUCUAUGCCGUCAGUCAUACCCCAGUACGGUAAACAUGGUGGAAGCCACGGAAAUGGGCAUCGUCAUGGAAGAGAUUACCACAAUCGUAAGCGCUACCGAGAUGAUGAUCGGCAUGCUCAUGAAAGCUCCAAGAGAACUUCAGAUUAUGACUCUAGAAGAAAUCCUGAUCAUGAAUCAAGACCGCAGAAAAAUCCAAGGUUCCGGGAGAGUGGAGAUUCUGAUGAAGAGGACGACGAUGACCGAAAACAGCGACACUAACCCUAGUGUCAUUGCCAUAUUAUAAUGUGAGUUGUAGGAGGUAGCUGAAAGGAAAAUUUCAAAGCCCAAUUACAAAUUUGAUUGCAUUAAGGUGAAGUAAUUUGAUGUAAUUGGAGAAGGUCAACUUGGAGGCCUCAAUUGUUAGCCCCAUAUUUCCAGAUUCAUAUCAAGCCCAUGAUAUAGACAACAUAAUAUCUAAAUCUCCAAGGGGAAUUAGUUUGAGGCGUAGAGGCAUUGGAAAACACUUCAAUAAAUGAAAAAUGGUUUGGUUGCUACCCA
This is a messenger RNA of Cucurbita maxima (winter squash), 1353 nucleotides long. RefSeq names its product nuclear cap-binding protein subunit 2-like. The record is from RefSeq and is a predicted model, not a curated record. Gene Ontology annotation, biological process: mRNA cis splicing, via spliceosome. Gene Ontology annotation, cellular component: nuclear cap binding complex. The transcript has 9 exons. Gene Ontology annotation, molecular function: RNA cap binding. The coding region runs from base 319 to 1074 and encodes 251 amino acids. Lineage: Eukaryota; Viridiplantae; Streptophyta; Magnoliopsida; Cucurbitales; Cucurbitaceae.